This is a messenger RNA of Cephus cinctus (wheat stem sawfly), 2366 nucleotides long. It is a transcript of the gene Lamtor1, whose product is annotated as ragulator complex protein LAMTOR1. Gene Ontology annotation, molecular function: molecular adaptor activity; guanyl-nucleotide exchange factor activity. NCBI's taxonomy places the organism in Eukaryota, Metazoa, Arthropoda, Insecta, Hymenoptera, Cephidae. Bases 1206 to 1730 code for a protein of 174 amino acids. Gene Ontology annotation, biological process: positive regulation of TOR signaling; cholesterol homeostasis; cellular response to amino acid stimulus. The transcript has 9 exons. The record is from RefSeq and is a predicted model, not a curated record. Gene Ontology annotation, cellular component: Ragulator complex; lysosome; late endosome membrane.
GAGGAAGCAAAUUGCAAGUUUCAACUUGCAGCUUGUUCAAUAUACAGUUCAUGGAAACGCCGUUAUGGUUAGUUUCUGUUUUGGGAUACCCGUCUGUGACUGAUAUGCCUAAUCAUCAGUUUCCAAAAAGUUCAGAUCGUUUUAAUUUGUGGAAAACUGGUAUGGUCAUUAUAGAUCAGAUUGUGCAACAGAAUAAUAUGACUAUAAACCAUAUUGAUCACAUGGAUAUAGACUGUGAUACACACAAAAAUUCAAACAAAUUUGAUAAUGCGAAUGAGAAGCUUUUUAAACCUCCUUCACCAACAUGCAAAAAAUUUGAAAAGUUGGGGAAAAAUAUAAGGAAAGCAGAUCUUACACCAAGAGCUUCUCGUCUGCACUCUGUAACAAAAACAUUGAGAAGAAAACAAAUUGCCACCAUGUCAAGAAUGAAAUCUUUUCAACAAAAAUUAUUCAAACUUUGAUGUCCUCCAAUUGGCAGAUUCAGAGACAGUUUAUAGAAAUUCAAAUACCUAUUGCAAGGUAUGCACCAAGGGUAUACAAACAAUUUUAUAAUAUAACUGCUAUGGAAAAAGCUCUUGAACUUGGAUUCGUGGGUCCAUAGAGCUAUACUUUGUGUAACCAACAUCACAGCAAUUCAUAAAUUGAAAUUCUAUACAAGAAAGUUAGAAUGGGAAAAAGGAAAACAUUUCAGUGGUAUCAUUAAACUGUAUGGACAGGAUAUUAUACCGCUGUAUGAUGCUCCUCAUCUUAUUAAGAAUGUGUGUAAUAACUUACUGAAUUAGGAUUUAGAAAUAAAACACAAGGAGACAGAAGAAAAGGACAGGAAGUUUGUAGCAUGAGAUAUUAUUUCUCUCGCAUACAAAAUGGAUGCCCAUGCAGAGAGUUUGUAUCAAAUGGUGCCAAAGUUUGCAGCUGAGCAUGUGAUAAGAAAACGAAUUUAAAAAAUGAGAGUAAAAAAUGCAACAUAGGUACUAAGCAGGAUAGUAUCCGGUAUUGUACAUCAUCAUACAAGACUUGAAGUUCCUCUUUGCCGUGACUGCAGAGGGUAUCAUUUUUCACAGGAGAAGAAUUGCCAACCCCUGGGGAAGAUUCAUGGCCGGUAUUAGGAAUAGCAGCUGAUUCACGCGAUUGUUUAUGACAAAUGAUGAAGACGGUAUAUUAGUAAUACCAUUGUUUUGAGAUUUUCCUGUUACUUUGGUCUCAGUAUGGGAUGCUGCUAUAGUACCGCCAUGGGAUGUUGCUACAGCUUUUGUAAAGAAGACAGUGGACCACAGAGUGGUGAAGUAAGUGAGAGGACUCACUUGUUGGUUGACCCUGUCAGCAAUACAACAAAUAUUCUUCAUGUACACAGUGAUGAUUAUGUUAACCACUAUGCAAGUUCUGUGCCAAAGAAGACAGAUGAACAAAGUGCACUCAACAGAAUACUGCAUGAAACAGCAGCCAAUGUCAUCGAUAUUGGUGCAUUGGAUUCACAUAAUCUGGAACAGCACGAAUAUAUGGAUCGAUCAAAGGCAUAUUCCAAACGAAUAGAAACUGUUGGGGUCAAGGUCCCUGAUAUUUCAUCCUGCCUACUUACAGAUAUUCCUGCACCAGAGAGAAUACUUUCAACGGAACCACUCCCAUCAGCAGAUCGACAAUUGAUUAAAGAUAUGUUGGAUAAAGCCGUAUCUGCAUUGGGGGACGUAAAAGUGGAACACAAGGAAGAUUUGGUAGUUCCUUUCUUAUCGUGAUUUUAAAGUCAUUUUCAGUUUUGGAUGGGUUAAUUUCGUUUUGCCCAGCUUCAAUAGAAUUUAUGUUUAACAUAACCAGAAACACAAAAAAAAAUAAUUUAAUUCGUCGUGUAAAUUCUUCACAAUCUGUUGUUUAUGAUGAUUUUUGUUUAAUUGGACUAAAAAUAAGUGCAAGUGAUAUGGUGCUGUAAUAUGAAUACACAGAAUCAUUGGCAAAUAUAUAAUUCAGAAUGUUUCUAAUGUUGUAAAAAUUAACACAGGUACUUUGUAAAAUAAUAUUUCAUUUUUUUUGUAUUAUUUAAAUAUUAGCAAGCUCGUAAAGGAUUAAGUCCAUUUUUAUUGCAACAAUUUAAGUAAAAUUAUUAAUGAAGAAUGUCUGAUUAAUCAUAUAAAGAUGCAUUUUCAGUGCGUUGCUGAGAAUAAAUUAUGAAUUAAACGUUUGAUAAUCGUGUAGGCGGAACAUGAUAAUACAUCAUGUUUGUGCAUUAUGCCAGAAAUAUAACAGGCUGUUCUAUCAAUAUCACAAUUGAAAUAUACAUUAAUAAAUUUAUAGCUUAUGUAUAUAUAAGCAAAUCAAAAUACGUAGUAAAUAAUGAAUAUCGAAGUUGUACAAUAAAUUAUGUAAUUCAGUUGUAA